CGCAGUGACCGUGGACCGUGACGCGCAGUGUGUAUCUCCAGGUGGGCGGUGUCUGCUGGUGUCUACAAGUACACGGUGACUGUUCCCCUCCUGUCCUAGUGUUUGUUCUCCCUGCAGGAUCUUACAGCCGGCCUCCUCCUCCUCCUCUCCUCUCAGACUGAAAGCUGUCAUGGCGCUGGACGGUAAAGUGGCUGUGGUGACCGGAGGAGCCAUGGGCAUCGGGAGAGCCUUCACGGAGAUCCUCGUGCAGAACGGUGCCAAGGUCGCCAUCCUGGAUGUGAAUGAAACUGCAGGGAAGAGUUUACAUGAGGCUCUCACCAAGCAGCACGGGCAGGGCAAGACUUUGUUCCUGACCUGUGAUAUUACAUCUGAGGAGCAGACUAAAGCUGCCUUCCAGACAGCUGCAGAGACCUUUGGGGGAAUGGACAUCCUGUGCAACAAUGCUGGCAUCUUAAAUGAGACCACAUGGGAGAAAAGCGUCUCCAUAAACCUUAUGGGUGUCAUCAGGGGGACUUACCUGGCUCUGGAGCACAUGAACAAGUUGAAUGGAGGUCGCGGAGGUGUCAUCGUCAACACAGCGUCCAUGGCAGGUCUCGGUCCUCUGCCAAGCUGCCCUGUAUAUACAGCUACGAAGCAUGGUGUGAUUGGUUUCACUCGAGCCAUGGCGGCGGCGUCGACUGCAUCAGGCUACGGUGUUCGGCUCAACGCUGUUUGUCCAAGUUUUGUCCAAACUGAACUGUUCUCCAACAUUUUAGACAGGCUGGGGAAUUUGUCCCACCUGGCUGAUGCAACCAAAGAAAUGGCUGAGAAGUUUGGGAUGUUAAGUGUGUCUCAGGUGGCAGACUGUCUCCUCGAGCUGGUGACAGAUGAAACAAAGAACGGAGAGGCCCUGAUGAUGACCCCUAAAUUCAAGAAAUACAUGACUUUUUUUGCGGUAGGCCAAUAGAUCCCGUCCACUGCAACACAAAGGGGCUGAACUGCAUGAACUUAACAAGUCCAAGUUAAAGGACCUUUAUAUUUUUCUGUUUAUCGUCUACUUAAAUAUAAUGUUUUGAUAAAUAGAUUUUACUUUGUAACCAAUCAUUGUAAAGAGUCAAUGUAUUCAUAUCUAACUUGUUAAAUAAUCUUCAUAUCCUCAUGUCUUUCUGCACAUAACAUAACAUAGUUUGUUAAAAAUUAAAUAAAGGUUUUAUUUAAUG
Notolabrus celidotus (New Zealand spotty) is the source of this 1199-nucleotide messenger RNA. RefSeq lists its product as uncharacterized. The record is from RefSeq and is a predicted model, not a curated record. Gene Ontology annotation, cellular component: cytoplasm. Gene Ontology annotation, molecular function: oxidoreductase activity, acting on the CH-OH group of donors, NAD or NADP as acceptor. NCBI's taxonomy places the organism in Eukaryota, Metazoa, Chordata, Actinopteri, Labriformes, Labridae. The coding region runs from base 170 to 946 and encodes 258 amino acids. The transcript has 7 exons.